AUGCCCGCUUCUCCCCACAACAUCCUUCUAUUUUACGGGUCCUACCGCGCCGACCGCGCGGGUAUCCGCCUGGCCAACUACCUCACCAAGCAGUUCCAGGCGCGCGGAGCCAAUGCCGAGCUUAUCGACGCCAAGGUUUGCAACUUUCCCAUCCUCGACAAAAUGUACAAGGAAUACGCUCCCGGCAUGGCUCCAACCCACCUCGAGACGCUGGCCAACAAGAUCAAGGCUGCUGAUGCGUUUGUAUUCGUCACGGGCGAGUACAACUGGGGUCCCCAGCCUGGUCUCAAGAACCUCACCGACCACUUUCUCGAGGAGUGGUUCUGGCGUCCGGCCGCAAUCGCGAGCUACUCGGCCGGCAGGUUCAGCGGCACACGCUCCAGUUUCGUAUGGCAUGCGAUGCUGUCAGAGAUGGGCAUGAUUGUCGUCUCGAGCACCAUUGCCGUUGGCGGUAUCACCAAGACACUCAACGAAAAUGACGAGCCGACUGGCGACUCUGGCGCUUCCCUUGCACGGUCAUUCCCGACGUUUGCCGACGACCUUGCAUGGUGGACCGAGGCGGCUAUCAACCAGCGCAAAAUCAAGGCUCCGCCCUUCUAA
Messenger RNA from Apiotrichum porosum, 600 nucleotides. RefSeq lists its product as uncharacterized. The coding region runs from base 1 to 600 and encodes 199 amino acids. Gene Ontology annotation, molecular function: FMN binding; oxidoreductase activity. Gene Ontology annotation, cellular component: cytosol. The record is from RefSeq and is a predicted model, not a curated record. NCBI's taxonomy places the organism in Eukaryota, Fungi, Basidiomycota, Tremellomycetes, Trichosporonales, Trichosporonaceae. The transcript has a single exon.